Messenger RNA from Striga asiatica, 4799 nucleotides. The record is from the annotation of a GenBank genome assembly. NCBI's taxonomy places the organism in Eukaryota, Viridiplantae, Streptophyta, Magnoliopsida, Lamiales, Orobanchaceae.
AAAAUUUUCUGAAUCGAACUAAGUGAAAUGGAUACGAAGCCUUGAAUAAUGCGAGUCGAGCCAAACUCAUGGUAACUCGUUUGGUUCACCUCUCACACGUCCACUAACAAGUCCACGACCAGGCCAGUUAACAAAGUAUAAGCGUAUAACCCUAACUAAGCUCUUUUGCUUUCAGUCGCACCUCUCUACUUCAUAAAUUUCACAAUCCUUGAGACUUUUGUGUUUUUCUUCUUUUUCUUUUUUUUUUUUUCUGAGACUAUUUGCCACCAUCAUCAUACCACAGCGGUUUGGGCUAGGAUAUUCAGGCAGCUUCAUGUGUUGGAGGGUUUUUUCGCCCAAUUUCUUCCCCUUUUAGCCGACGGCUUGGGGUUUCUCUCUUUCUCUUGCACUCGAUCUUUCUUUUCUUGCUCAGUUCUGAUUCUUGCUUGUUCUUCUCCGCCGGUUGUCAUCCAUUCUCUUGUUUUUCGGCCUCGAACUUUGGCAGCUGCAGGCUUCUCGUUUAUUCCUUGACACGAUCGGCUGUGACUUAGUGGAGUUAGGGCAACUAUCUCGUUUCUUGUCGAUUUGAUUAUAAUCGAAGAGAAGUGCUAGCAGUUUUGUCUCGCAUUCAUCUUUUAUGCUUGAGACGAUAUGGGUUUCGAUAUAGAAUGCAUAAUCGACAUUCAAACUUAUCCCGGGGAAUACUUCUGUCCUGUUUGCCGUACACUUGUGUAUCCAAGUGAAGCAUUUCAAACCCGAUGUCGUCACCUGUACUGCAAACCGUGCUUGGAAUACAUUGCCAAUGGCAGUAAGACCUGCCCUUAUGAUGAAUUUCUGGUGACCGAGUCGGAUUCUAAGCCAUUAAUGGAUUCCGAUAAAGCACUAGCUGAAAAUGUCGGCAAAGUUAAGGUCCGAUGUCUCUACUUCCGGAGUGGAUGCCCAUGGGAGGGGCCUCUCUCUGACUGCACAGCCCAUUGUUCUGGCUGUACGUUUGGAAACUCACCUGUAAUAUGCAACACAUGUGGUAUACAAAUCGUGCAUCGUCAAGUACACGAUCAUGCUAAGAGUUGUCUCGGAACACACGAAGGGCAACAAGCAGCUGGAGAUGUUUCUUCUGUUGCUAAAUCAGGAACAUCCUCAUCUUCUACUGUUGCAAAUCAGGCUGUUGUUCAAUCUGGGGCUUCAGUUUCCCAGGCCCAGAAUCCCCAAAAUGCCCCUGCUGCUACUCCUUUGCCUGGGCAAAACAACGUUCAGCCUCAGGGAAGUGCUGCCUUUCAGUCCCCAGCUGUUGCUCCUGUUGCUGCCGUGCCUACACACGAGCAGUGGUAUCAACAACAAUAUCAGCAGUAUUAUCAGCAAUAUCCAGGGUAUGACCCUUAUCAACAGUCCAAUCAGCAGUAUUAUUCUCUUCAGCAGCAACAGCCCGUUCAGCAGUACCAGCAGCAUCCGGCUCAAGUUCAUGGUCAGUACCAAUCUCAUGUAUACACUACUCAGCCCCAGCAACAGUCAUAUCCUGUUCCUCAGGCCCCUCAACAGCCUUAUACCCCACAAGCCCAAGCUCAAGCCCAAGCCCAAGCCCAAGCCCAAGCCCAAGCUCAAGCUCAAGCUCAAGCUCAAGCUCAAGCUCAUACAUUUCCUCAAACUCAGCCCAAUGUGGCAGUUCAAUCUCAGGGCCAGGCCCAGGGCCAGUUAUAUGCGCCUCCGAAUCAAACUUCCGUUCCGAACUAUCAAACCAAUCCGCAGCAACAAACUCAUCCUCAAUUUCGGCCCCACACUCAGAUUCCCACACAGACACUACCACCACCUCCUCAGAUUCAGCCCACUCACCCACAACAGCCAUAUGGGCCUCCGAAUCAAACUGUCGGUUUGCGGCCCACUGCCCAACAUAAUCAAUACCAGCAACCUCCAGUGCAGAUGCAUUAUCCUCAACCUUCUCAACCACAUUCGCAACAACCUCAAAUGCAGUCCCAAACCCAAGCACAGGUCCUAACACAACAUCCCCAAUCUACAAGCCAGUUGCAUGGUCAAAUCCAACCACAAGCACAACCUUAUCUUACUCAGUCCCAACCUCCUGUUUACCCUCAAGUCAACAACCAGUCAGCUCCAGUUGCCCUGCCACAGGCUCCUCAUCAGCCAGUUCCUCCUGUUAGUGGGCACCAGUCCUAUAUAAAUCCUCAGCUUCCCCAAAAGAUGCAUGCAGGAGCCCCACAGCAACACCCGAUGAACCCACAGUCUGCAAGUGGUUCACAACAUCCAGUUCAAUUACAUGGUCAAAUACCACAACAACAUGCACAGAUGCAGCCGCCUAUUCAUGGAUCAGUGCCCCAACAUCCGUCAACAUUGUUGGCACCACAAAAUCAGCAGUUUCCACCUUAUCCCCAACAUCGUCAUGUCACGCAGCCAGCUGUACAACCGAUGCCUCAGAAUUACACUCAACAGCAGCAGCCCUUGUUUUCUCAUCAGACGGGACAUCUUAUGCCACAACAGUCCAUGCAAAUGCAGAUGCACCCAUCAGGUCCUCCUCCUCCUGGCCCGCAACCUCAAAAUUUUGUUGGGAGGCCACUAAUGCCAAACCAGGGGAUACAUUCUCAAAACCAUCCUUAUCCGUCCAAUCAGGUUGGUGCCUCAAAUCACCCUGGACCUGCUCAACUCGCUUCAGCGCAGGCUCCUUUAAAUCAGAAUUAUGCAAAAUCUACUGUGUUGGAGCCAAAUUCUACUACCCAAGAAAUUAUAUCCGCGUCGAAGGUAGUGGUUGAAAAGGUAGGUGAGCUCCUGAAUGAGGAAAAAGUAGUCGCUGGGCAAAAUGGGGCUGUUGUCAAGGACACAGAGAGUGAUGCAGGUGUAAAUAAGUCUAUUAAGCAAAAUGAGAGUCAUGUUCAGGGUGCAGUGGAGCAAGCAUCUGAUGGGAAAUCCUUUGAAGAUGGAGCUGGAGAAGUUGGGUUGAAGAAAGAGGGGAAAGAAUCUGAAUCGUUGAAACAAAUGGACCUUGAGAAUCAGAAGUCGAUGUCGGCAAAUGAAGUUGCUACAGGUCCAUCCUCAACCAACUUGGAUGAGCAACCUCACACUGCUUUGCCUGCAUCUGGUGCGGAAGGGCAUGUAUUACCCCCUCAUGCUCAUUGUUCCCAACAGCAAAGGCCUCAAGGUCCAGGGAUUUUGUCUCAUCCUGGGCAAUCUCUUCUCUCGACUGAAGAAAGGGUGUCUGGUAAUUUUGGCCCUCCUAAUAGCUUUAAACGUCAGCCUGAUCCGCAAGGACCUGGACUUACUGAUCAACGAGGGAUCAUGGGAAGAGCGCCACCACUACAUUUUGAGGGUUAUGGUGGUGCACGUGAGGGGGCUGUUUUUUCUAAAACUCGUGCAGAUGAGUUAAGUUCGUUCAGAAUGGAUGGGUAUGCAGCUGCCGACCCGUCCAUUUCUCGAUCUAGGGAUGAACAGAAGGCCUUAUCGAGAGAACCUUUGAAUCCAUUUCCGAGGGAACCAAUGCACAAUGUUGAUCCAGCUGCAAGGUCUUUCGAUAAAACAGCACCCCGUGGACCAAUGUAUGAUGCUGUGCCAAAUUUUGGUCCUUUUGCUAUAGGUCCACACUCAGGAAACUACCCACAUCGUCCACCUGGCGUCCAUGGCCAUGCAGAUGUUUUUGGACCAGGCCAUGAAUUUGACCAACAUCGCAUGAAUCAUUUUUCUCGUGGAAGUCCUCAUAGAAAUUAUCGUGGCUCUUCUCCACAUGGAUUUGGUGGCCGCUCCAGUUUCCCUCGUGGUACCUCAGGUUUUGAUGAUACAAAAUUCAGGGAAGCACGCAGGUUUGGUGAGGGAUCCCAACCUUUCAACCAUCCUUCUGAUCCAGCUGGUAUUCCAUUUCAUGAUGGUCGAAUUCCACCCAUGUCUGGUCCAAUGCGAAGAGGCGACCUUGAUGGCCCAAGAAAUCCUAGGUUUGGUGAGCAUGUGGCGCCUGGCCAACAUCACAAUCAAAUGGGGAAUGAUGAUGGUUUUGGGCCAGAUGGGCCUGGCCAUCAAAUGAGGGGCAAAUUUUCUGGCUCAGGUUUUAUACCUGGUCACUUCCAUAUGAAUGAUCCUACUGGACCUGGUGCGUUCUCUGGUCGUGGACAUGCAGGAGAGUUUGGUGGUCCUGGGAAUUUUCCCCGUCUUCCUUUCAAUGAAUCUGUUAGAGGUGGCAGUCCGAACUUUUCUCGUUUUGGCGAGCCUCCCAUGAUGAACAACUAUUCUGGAUUCCAUGGUGGUGGAAGUUUUACAGGUGGCAUGGAUUCGUUUGACCACUCUAGGAAGAGGAAGCCUAUAAGCUGUGGGUGGUGCCGAAUCUGUGAGAUUGAUUGUGAAUCACUGGAAGGGUUGGACUUGCAUUCGCAGACGAGGGAACACCAGAAUAUGGCCAUGGAUAUAGUCAAAAGAAUCAAGCUGCAAAACAAAAGGCAUCAGAGAAAUAAUGCUGGCCGUAAGAUGAAUGAAGGUGGAAGCAGGAGUAGGAGGAUGGGCAUGGUUGGCCGAUGCUGCCUUUCUGAUGGGAAACAGUUUUCGAAGUGAAGUUUUUUGACAGUUAGAAACAGAAAAAUGGAUGAACUUAGCUGGAUGGUUAGCUCAAUAUUCAAUUGGGGGAACAAUCCUACAUGGAAUCCUCCUUGCUUGGUGAUCCAGUGGAAAGUGGAUUAAAUUAGUGAUGUAGUUGGCUUAAUUUUAUUUUAUUUUUUUCCUCAUUGUACUAUUUGAUUGUCACUGUAAAAACAAAUAUUUUUUUAACACAUUGUAAAUCAAAUAUUUUCAUGUUUUGUUCUUGCGGUUGUGGUUUUGGAAAUGCUAAAAUAGUUUUU